AUGGGGAGGCCAAAUCAGCCCCAAACCUCUUCCCCCCAGCCCAGGUCGGGACUCCCCCCCCCCUCCAAACCAGGCUAUGCCCCCACAGGGGAGCCCCAGCCCGGCUAUGCCUCACAGGCAGAGCCUAACCAGGGUGAUUCAGUGCCAAAGCCGAAACAGAAGAAACUGAGCCCGCCCCCGGGAAGGGCCGCCAAUGCACAGAAAAAGCCCGGCCCAGAAAAAACCAAAACGAAAAAUCAAACUACCAAAGGGUCUCCACCCCCCGUUGGAAACCAGGGAUAG
This is a messenger RNA of Penaeus monodon (black tiger shrimp), 282 nucleotides long. RefSeq names its product proline-rich protein HaeIII subfamily 1-like. The transcript has a single exon. NCBI's taxonomy places the organism in Eukaryota, Metazoa, Arthropoda, Malacostraca, Decapoda, Penaeidae. The record is from RefSeq and is a predicted model, not a curated record. The coding region runs from base 1 to 282 and encodes 93 amino acids.